Messenger RNA from Brenthis ino (lesser marbled fritillary), 2253 nucleotides. NCBI's taxonomy places the organism in Eukaryota, Metazoa, Arthropoda, Insecta, Lepidoptera, Nymphalidae. The record is from the annotation of a GenBank genome assembly.
AUGAAAAUCACUGUUAAUGUUAUAAUGCCACCAAAACAAAUAAAGAAGACUCUAUGGGUCGAAUGUGAACGGUGCCAUUGCAGCGUUCUCUCUAAUGAUAAGAAAGUUCAUAUUGAUUUAAAUUGUGGAAAAGAUCAGGUUAAAUGUCCAUAUAUUGAAGAUGAUACGCUAUAUACGUGGUUAGAGAGAUCUAGUGCUCCUCCAGACAAUGUGCCCAAAGAUGCUGUGCUAGUACAUCCUUCUGCAGGAUCACUAAUUAGGGCUGUAAUUGGUAGACCUUUAGAGUUGAAAAGAGAAGGAGCUCCGACAAUAGUAAAGCGUAUGUGGCCAUCUAAAGCAUCUGCUCCGGCUGCUGUGAUUUUACCUGCAGCAGAUCUUACUGGAGCUUGGUGCAGUGACAAUAAAAAGGUUACAGUAUCAAUUUUACAACAAACAGUACCACAGGCUUUGUGUGUUACAGUUAAAAUUAAAAAUUAUAAAAUAGAUUCAGAUAUAAGUGAUAUUUUGAAAGAAAGAUUCAACAAUCAUUAUAUCUCUGUUGGCAGUGUUUUUGUGUACUACUAUUUUGGAAGAAAACUACAAUUAGAAUUUUUAAACAUUAAAAGUGAAGUAGAAAAUGUGAAAUGGUAUCUUUUAUGUGAUAGUACUGUGUGGAAUUUGGAGCAAAAUACCAUUCAGAAGGUUAAGAGAAAAUCCCCAAAUUUGGGUGGCGUCGAUGACAUAAUUGAUGAAAUUAAAAGUUUAAUAAAUAUUUCUUUUGACACUACUGGUUUUGCUGCUAGUUUUCAACCGACAAGAGGCUUACUUCUCUACGGUCAUUCUGGCAUCGGUAAAACUGCAAUAUGUAAAUAUCUUAUAGAUAAUCUCAAUUGCUCCCACAUUGAAAUAAAUGGGCCAACAAUAUUUAGUAAAUAUUUUGGUGAAACGGAGGCUACUAUGAAAACUUUGUUUGCAAAAGCUGUUACAAGUGAGCCAAGCAUAAUUUUAGUGGAUGAAAUAGAAACUAUUUGUCCACGUCGUUCCUCUGGUAGUACUGAACAAGAAAGACGAGUUACUUCAGCAUUUGUCUCAUUACUUGACAAUUUACAUCAAGAAUCCAGUAAAGUAUUUAUAUUGGCUACUACACGGAAACCAGAUGCAAUAGAUCCUAUGCUCAGAAGAUUUGGGCGUUUAGACAAAGAAAUUGAGGUUCCUGUACCUGAUAGAUCACGACGAAAAGAGAUUCUGUAUGCACUGCUUAAAAAUCUUCCAAAUAAAGUAAAUUUACAGGAUAUAGAUUCGAUUUCCGAUUUGGCUCAUGGAUAUGUUGCCGCUGAUUUAGUUAAUUUGUGUACGCAGGCAUCAAUGAGGUGUUUGAAACGAGCUAGUGACGUUUUGGAGAAAGAGGACUUAAUAAGUGCAUUAACUGUAGUCAGGCCGAGUGCCAUGAGAGAGUUGUUGAUUGAAGUCCCAAAUGUUAGAUGGUCGGAUAUAGGCGGACAAGAUGAUUUAAAGUUAAAAUUACGUCAAGCUGUAGAGUGGCCAUUGAAGCAUUCGGAAAGUUUCCGUCGCCUAGGAAUCUGCCCACCAGCAGGCGUUUUACUGUAUGGACCACCAGGAUGUUCCAAAACUAUGAUAGCGAAGGCCCUCGCAACUGAAAGUGGGCUAAAUUUUAUCUCAAUUAAAGGCCCAGAGUUGUUUUCUAAGUGGGUUGGAGAAUCAGAGCGUGCAGUCCGAGACUUAUUUACGAAAGCACGCCAAGUGGCACCGUCCAUCAUAUUCUUUGAUGAAAUGGAUGCUAUUGGAGGAGAGAGGGGUGCAGGGGAAGCGGGUGUUCACGAAAGGGUAUUAGCCCAACUUUUAACGGAACUAGAUGGGGUAGUGCCUUUGAAUUCAGUAACAAUUUUAGCAGCGACUAAUCGCCCUGAUAGAAUGGACCGUGCGCUACUUAGGCCAGGACGACUUGACCGACUGAUAUACGUACCGUUACCAGAUUUCGAAACGAGAUUGCAAAUAAUAGAAUUGAAGUUAUCUAAAAUGAGUACCAGUGACGAUGUGAAUUCGCAUAAUUUGGCAACAAGGACAGAAGGUUUUUCUGGGGCAGAAUUAACAGCGUUAUGCCACGAAGCGGCGUUACGUGCUUUGGAAAAGGAUCUCGAUUGUCCAGAAGUUACUAUGGAGCAUUUUGAGCAUGUGUUGAAAGAUUUUAAACCGAGGACUCCGAAAUCUUUAUUGAAUGUUUAUGAUGAAUUUGUAUUGGGGCAACACUCUGGA